This is a messenger RNA of Arabis nemorensis, 468 nucleotides long. The record is from the annotation of a GenBank genome assembly. Lineage: Eukaryota; Viridiplantae; Streptophyta; Magnoliopsida; Brassicales; Brassicaceae.
AUGGAGCAGAUCAUCCCAAGUUACAAGCAACAAAUACUAGCUAUGAAACCAAGUAUUCUCGGAGCCAAGGGUAUGGCUGAGAAACCAGAGUGGAGAUUACUCUACAAAGUCCGGAUAUUUUAUAGCUGCAGAAGAGAAAGAGAGAAGGGCUAUCAAUACCUCACCUGUAGAGUAAGGCUCCCCCAAAGAUUAAACUAUUGUAUGUGGAAAGCAACUAAGUAUUCGAUCGGGGAAUCACUAAAAGUACGAAAUGCUGCAGAUGCGAUAGCACUGAGACAUAGGUGCCUUAGCCCCUUGGAAUUUGGCUCAAUCGAAUUCCCCUCAACAAGGAAGGGUACAUCAUCUGCCAUACAGAUGCAGCCUGGCUUGCGAAUGAUGGAUCGGCAGGAUUGGGAUGGACGUUUACGACCACUCCUGAUCAAGUCUCGGUUCACUCGACAACCUCCGGUAACGUCUAUUCAGCUUUAG